Messenger RNA from Gigantopelta aegis, 1170 nucleotides. Its product is annotated as mucin-19-like. The transcript is spliced from 5 exons. Bases 1 to 1170 code for a protein of 389 amino acids. The record is from RefSeq and is a predicted model, not a curated record. Lineage: Eukaryota; Metazoa; Mollusca; Gastropoda; Neomphalida; Peltospiridae.
AUGGUUGAAUUAACUCCAGAUUUAUUCAAUUCUGACACUGAUGACACUCAAACGGAAGGCCAAGCUUCCACCAGACAGACUGACAUUGACACUGACAAGCCAUCAGGAACAGAUAAAACCCCCAGCAACAACAGGUAUCCAGUCUACUCCAAAGAAACCAACACAGAACAUUUCGAAAUACCUGACAGAGUAAAGUCUUUAGCAGAAUGUAAAGAAAUAAUGUCAGAAGGAAACGAAGUUAGUUCAGGAAAACGAAAACAAAAGAUAAAAAAGAAUGUCCAAGCAUCUAGCAGUGACGAGCAGAGGAAUGAUCAGAAUCUUACAAAAGCACAAUCAGAAGACGAACUUGUCGCGAAAGUGUUCAAUAUUCUAUUGAAUAAGUUCAAUGGACGUGCUGAAUUUUCAGAGCUUAUGGAAAAUAGCACUCGUAUCCAGGAGCUUGGUUUGGGAGCAUAUAACAACGAGAAGAUAGCCAAGAUUGUCAGGUUUAAUGGACGAGCAGAAUUUUCACAACUAAUGGCACAAGAAGAUCUUCCAGAAGAAGCCAAUGAAGUCUCAUGUAAAGAGACAGUGGCAUCUGACGAAGCAUCCAGUCGUCCUGUGAGUAAAGAGAGAGCGGCUCCUGCCCAAGUAUCCAGCAGUCCUACGAAUAAACAGACGGCGGCUCCUGCCCAAGUGUUCAGUAGUCCUGUGAGUAAAGAGACAGCGGCUCCUGCCAAGGUGUCCAUGUGUCUUUUGAGUAAAGAGACAGUGGCUCCUGCCCAAGUGUCCAGCCGCUCUGUCAGUAAAGAGACAGCGGCAUCUGAUGAAGUAUCCAGUCGUCCUGUGAGUAAAGAAACAGCGGCUCGUGUCCAAGUAUCCAGUCGUCCUCUGAGUAAAGAAACAGCAGCUCUUAUCCAAGUAUCCAGUCGUCCUGUGAGUAAAGAAACAGCGGCUACUGUCCAAGUAUCCAGUCGUCCUGUGAGUAAAGAAACAGCGGCUCCUGUCCAAGUAUCCAGUCGUCCUGUGAGUAAAGAGAGAGCGGCUUCUGUCCAAGUAUCCCGUCAUCCUGUGAGUAAAGAGACAGCGGCUCCUGCCGAAGUAUCCAGUCGUCCUGUGAGUAAAGAGACAGCAACAUAUGUUCAAGUAAUCAGUCGUCCUGUGAGUAAAGAGACAGCGCCAUCUGUCUAA